AGCCCAUUAUCAGAGCCAGAAAAUCCUGUGGAAAAUGGCCUUCAGUGAUCUUACAUCGAGGACUGUGCGCCUUUAUGAUAAUUGGAUCAAAGAUGCUGAUCCGAGAGUUGAAGAUUGGCUCCUCAUGUCCUCGCCUCUGCCACAAACCAUCAUCCUGGGAAUCUAUGUCUAUUUUGUCACUUCUCUGGGACCAAAGCUCAUGGAGAAUCGAAAGCCCUUUGAACUCAAGAAAGCGAUGAUAACGUACAAUUUUUUCAUAGUACUCUUUUCUGUGUAUCUGUGUUACGAGUUUGUGAUGUCUGGCUGGGGUACAGGUUAUUCAUUUCAAUGUGAAAUUGUUGACUACUCACAGUCACCCACAGCUUUAAGGAUGGCACGUACCUGCUGGCUUUAUUACUUCUCCAAAUUUAUUGAGCUGCUAGAUACUAUCUUUUUUGUUCUACGUAAGAAAAAUAGCCAAGUGACUUUCCUUCAUGUCUUCCACCAUACAAUCAUGCCCUGGACCUGGUGGUUUGGAGUCAAAUUUGCUGCAGGUGGCUUGGGAACAUUCCAUGCCUUUCUAAAUACAGCUGUCCAUGUAGUUAUGUAUUCCUACUAUGGACUGUGUGCAUUGGGACCAGCCUACCAGAAGUAUCUGUGGUGGAAAAAGUAUUUGACAUCAUUACAGCUUGUCCAGUUUGUUAUUGUCACCAUCCACAUAGGCCAGUUCUUUUUCAUGGAGGAUUGCAAGUACCAGUUUCCAGUCUUUUUGUACAUCAUUAUGAGCUAUGGGUGCAUCUUUCUGCUGCUAUUUCUCCAUUUUUGGUACCGCGCUUACACCAAAGGUCAGAGACUGCCUAAAACUAUGAAAAAUGGCAACUACAAAAGCAAAGAUCACUGAAAUAGAAGCAUAGCACGAAUCUGUGAAUGAGACUGAGGUCUUGUCUUCCUUGACAAUCAAGAUAUAUUUACCUAUGCAGUUCAUUUUGUAUAUUUUUCAAAACUAAGAGCUUGUAUUUUUAUGAUAAGUUAUUGGGGUUUCUGGUAUUGGAGAGCCCAAAGCUCCCACAUAACAGUCUUCUGAUAAUGAGAGCCUAAAGCAUCCAGAAGUUUUUCAGCUACUUUUAAACCUAAUCUAAAGGUUUUGUUUAAUAUAUUUUGCUAAAGUAAAAGGAGGAUGUGAAACAGUACUCUUCAAAGAAGUCCAGUAUAAAUGAAAAAUAUCAUUAGAUAUUUUGAACAUGGACAGAGAUCUCUACAGAAUACUAGAUUCCUUCUGCCAGGGCUGGAAAAUUCUAUGGGUGGGCUCUGGCUUUGUGGCUUGUUGCCUAUAUUCAGAAGAUGCUGUAUUUACCGUUAAAUUCCCAUUAAGCGCUAACACAGGUGAAUGUAAAGUAAAUAUUUUGAUAAGUUGUUUAAAAUCUCUAAUGAUAAUUUUGAUGGAUUUUUUUUUGAGUAGCAUCACCAGUUUUGCUGGUGAGAAUUCCUCACAACAAUUCUGUUGUAUAAACUGUCUCAAAGUAACAGUCCUUUAGAUUGGCAGGCUGAUGCACUUGGCACUAAGGUUAAGUUAAUAUUAAUUUGAAAACAAAGUGAUUUGUUUUGUUGGGUUAAUAAACAGUUUGCUAUUACUGUUUUGUACCUUAACUCCAUGUAUCUCUGGAAAGAGGUGAAUUGCUAAUGGAAAAAGUACUGUGUAGUUCAGUAGGGGAAUCUGUCAUCAGUUGUAUUGUAAUGUCAUGGCCUCAUAUUGGCAUGGUUUAGAGCAUUAUCUUUGUUAAAUACAUAUUGUCUAUAUACGUCAUAUCAUUAGAACACUGCAGGUACCCUAAGACCAUAAAUAAUUUUAGACCACUCAUUCCACAGUUUUCAGAGAUGGAUUAGAAUGGCUUGUAAAGUAAUUCAAGCCAAAUGGUGGCACAGAGAGUAUCUGGGAAGAUUUAGUUAGUUAUAGAUUAUAGUUUGUAUUAUGGAUUCACUACAUGAAAAAGUAUUUGACUGGAAUUAUGAAUUAAUUAACGGCCUGAAUUUCUUUCCGUUUUCGAUUAUUUUUUUUUUAAUUUUUUCCAUAGAGUAUAUGUGCUUACUAGAGACAGAGACAGUGAUAGGUAAAGUGAGAAAUCACCCUCCAGAGAAGAUGUCUAUACUACAGUCCCAUCUUCUCUGUCCUUCUCUUGGGAUUUUAGGUAUGCAUGAACAUGUGCCUGACAUGAUACUCAAGC
This is a messenger RNA of Tupaia belangeri chinensis (Chinese tree shrew), 2201 nucleotides long. It is a transcript of the gene ELOVL7, whose product is annotated as ELOVL fatty acid elongase 7. The transcript has 7 exons. Lineage: Eukaryota; Metazoa; Chordata; Mammalia; Scandentia; Tupaiidae. Gene Ontology annotation, cellular component: endoplasmic reticulum membrane; endoplasmic reticulum. Bases 35 to 880 code for a protein of 281 amino acids. Gene Ontology annotation, biological process: fatty acid elongation, polyunsaturated fatty acid; fatty acid elongation, saturated fatty acid; fatty acid elongation, monounsaturated fatty acid. The record is from RefSeq and is a predicted model, not a curated record. Gene Ontology annotation, molecular function: fatty acid elongase activity.